Symbiodinium natans is the source of this 4584-nucleotide messenger RNA. Lineage: Eukaryota; Dinophyceae; Suessiales; Symbiodiniaceae. The record is from the annotation of a GenBank genome assembly.
AUGCCCUCCGUGUGUCCUGGCACAGCGGCUUCUUCUUGUUGCUUCUCGGCGCAGAGCCCGGGCCGUGCAGCGCAGCGAGGUGCAUUUCUUGCAUGUGCCCCUUGGUGGCAGAUGAACUGCUGUCUAACUGUCUGUAGCACGCCAGAAGUCUUCUGUGAUCCAGAUCGUUUGGCCACUGCCUGUGUCCAGCCACGGUCGCGUGGACACGUCAAGCGCUUGCUGUUGGCUUUGACGCCCGAGUACCAGCGCCUUGCCUUGGAGCGGGUGCCGGAGGACUUCCGUGGCUACUUCCAGGCAGAGCUGACCAAGCCACGGGUGUGCGUGGGCAUGAACGGCGAGCGCUGCGCCUUUGCUCUUGCAGCACGUGGAGGCCCAGCUCAGGUGAUGGGCCGAAGCGCACGGUGUCUGUUCUGUCGACCUGAAGAUCUAUGGCCACUGUGCGCGGAGGAAGCUGGCAAGCGAGAAGCCACUCAGCCAAGUCUUCGUGCUGUUUUGCUGCGUGACGUACAGAAGUGCGCAGAACAUGAACGCAGAAACAUACUCUUGCAGGUUCUGGGCAAGCUCCGGCGCUUAUCAGUGGCUGCCCGUGCCCGUGCUUUGGAAGAACGCCUGCCGCCCGACGCGGUAGAAUAUUUUGAAGCGCAGCUGCAGGGCCCGGCGCCCAAGCGCGCGGCUGGGCGGGGAAGGCGGCGCCUGCUGGACAGGCAGGAGCUCCCCAUCUUGUGGAGAGGUGCCCUGACCUCGCGGCAGACAGCUGCAGCCCCGGCGUCGGCUGCGACGAAAAAGAAAUAUCGAGAGCAGGUUCUGGCAGACAGGGCUCGGGCACGGCGCCGUAUGGGCCAGCCUUCAAAGCGAACGCCAGCUGGCGAGGCCGUCGAGAAUACCACUGGGUUGCCCCCGGCGAAGCGCCGCCGGCUGGUCGAGGACUUCGAGCGUUGGUGCCUUUUCGACUCCUGGAGCAUGUGCGAGAAUUGCGGCCUCCUCGCAAGUGCUCCGGUGGUGACGCUGGCUGAUGUGCCAGAGGUUCUGCGGGAGCUGUCUGCAGAGGCUGCGCAAGCAUUGUCGCCUUUGGAGAUCGACGUGGGCCCGGUCGUGCGUGCAGAGCACAAAUCCGGCUACCGCCAGAAGACGACCAUGAUCCGCUUCCGCUGGCAAACGACUACAGUGAAGAAGCGCAUCAAGCACUUGCAGGACGUGAACACGCGGACGAAAGCCCGCGCAGCCUACGACUUCUUGAUGGCCUCGGACGACACACCCUAUGCGACCUUUGUGGCCGAGCAUGCGGAGUUUCUGGAAGAACACCCCGGCGCCGACGAGCUCACUCGCCGUCGCCGGCUGCAAUUCAUUGAACGUGUCGGCGUGGAGUGCGCCCUCUGGCCUGGUUUGUUCUGGGAUGUGAAGCGCACCUUCACUCACGAGCGUGCCACGGAUCCCAGGCGGGUGAUUCGGCAGGAGCGGGUAGCCACCUUGGAGGACGUGCUGAAUGCCGGUCGGGCCGCUGGGCGUGCAGCCUUUCCUGCUGCAGAAAGCGAUGAGGAGGUUGAGGGCAACGACGACAGCGAAGAGGAGAGCCAGGUGGCAGAUGAGGAGGACGCAGAAGCAAAUGACGCCACACGCCACAGCAUGAAACGUCUCUUUGCUGCUUUGGCGCUGGGUCGUCUCCUGGGCUAUGCGGGGGAUUUCGAGCUUCUCCAGUUCGUUUAUGACCUCAACCUCUGGAGCAGCAUCGGUUCCAAGAAGAACCUGCAGCUGCCGACGCCCAUGCGUCUCAUGCUCAAAGGCGAGGCCUUCAGCCCCCACUAUUGGCGUGGAGUGCACUAUGCCUUGCUGGACAUGGUGCGGCAGGUGGGCUACCCUCGCAUCUUCUUCACCAUAGCCCCCUACGAGUGGAGCUUCCCCUACCACGAGUGGGUCCGCGACGAGAUGCAGAAGCUGCUCAAGGAGCGCCUCUUCCUGCCGGUGGCGGAGACGCUGCACAUAGUGCACGUCAUGGUCCAAACCGUGAAAGGCUUGCUGUUGGGGCGCACCGGGGGACGGGGGCGGCAGAAGGCUUGGAAGAGCAACAUCUUCCAUUGUCUUGACGAGCAGGGCCAGGCUCGCCGCCUGCACUUCUUCCUGCGCUUGGAAUAUCAAGAUGGGACCCGCAAGGCAGCCACGCAGGACUACCACGGCUCGGGCCGUGUCCACGUGCACGUCGUCAUCUUUGUGAAGCCUGAAGACGUCGAGCAGCUGGAUUUGGCCGAGACUGUGUCCGCCACUCUGCCCGAAGACUCGGACCUCCGUGGCUACGUCGAAGGCAGCCAGUACGACCAGGACAAGAAGAGUGGCUGGCCAAUCCACGAGGCACCAACCUGCUUUGACAGUGAGACAGGGGCCUGGCGCUUGCAGCACACGGAGGACCAUGCCGAAGGCCUGCGCCCCUACCUCGUUGAUCUCAUGGAGGUGCUCCGCUGCCACCAAGACUUCCAAAUGUGCGACGACGACGGCCUGCUCCGCGCCUACGUCAGCAAGUUCUCGGACGCGGCCAGCGAGGAGUGGCUCAACGAUGACGCCGAAGCCAUGAGCAUCGCCGCCACCGUCCUCAUGCGCUACCGGCCACUGGAGCCCGAGAUGGUGCUGCAGCUCUUCGGUGCCAAGUUCCGCCAGUGGCACCUCUCCACCCAGAGCGGCGGCAAGCGCGACUUGGUGGCGCCCUACCCUGACCAGGAGUCCAAGUUGCGCGAGGUGGAGCUGUACGAGCAGGCAGACUGGGCUCGUGGCCGCAUCAGCCUCCUCGACUACUUGCGCAAAACCACGGCCGAGGGGAAGAUCUGCCACUGGCUCAAGAAGAAGCACGCGCAAUCUGGCAGCGAGGCCACCCUGGAGGACUUUGCUGCGAACUACGUGAUGCAAGGCGAGAAAGUCGUGGCCGCCGUAACGGUUUCCAAGUUCAACGACCGCUACUUUGGCCAGUGGCUCAUGCUGCAUGUUCCCUUCGAGGAAGCCACGGACUUCUGCCUGCCGGAGCACGUCGCCCAACGGCUUCCGGAGGCACACAAGUACUUCGCCAUGGCAAUCCUCUGCGAGCACCCGGUGGCGCAGGCCAUGUGGCAGGACGACGAGAAGAUCCGUGCGGAGCUCAAGAUGGAAGCGCGCACCAAGGACCACGUGGACACCAUCCUGGCCAUGAUCCGUGCGCACCGCGGCUUGCUUCAGGAAUACCUCGAUGGCUCCCUGGAUGCCCGAAAGGACCGGCAAACCCAGGAGCAGUGCCGCGGCAAGACAAAGGCCCCCAAGAAGAAAGCAGGCCCCGUGGAUGCCAGCAAGUUCAACAGACAGCAACUCCGCUUCAAGGAGCUCGUCGACACCGCAGUGGACAGAGCGCUGGCCAUCGAGGAUGCCGAGGACGAGGGCGAGGCGGACCGUCUGCGACAAGAGGCGCGGGGCAGCAAGGCCAACGUGUGCCUGGGGCCGCCCGGGACCGGCAAGACCACAGUGGUUUUCUCUUGCAUCGACCGUGCCUUGACCAAGGGUGGCAAGGUCUUGAUGGCUUUGCCGACCGCCCAGUUGGCCAGCCGCAUGAAGGCACGCUACGGCCACAAGAUUGACAUCGACACUUGCCAUGCUGCGUUCGGCCUGCACGAGUCUGCAGAGCACGGCGAAGCAUCCUUGCUGAGCAUGUACUCCCUCAUCGUCGUGGACGAGCUCUCGCAGCUGGACAUGGUCAACUUUGAGAAGAUCUUGAAGCUCUGGGCAGCUGCGGAGCGUGUGCCAGCGCUGGUGUUACUGGGCGACCGGUACCAGAUGGCCGGCGUGGGCGAGAAGCGGCCUUGGCACGGGCGCCUCUGGAACACGCUCUGCUACCGGGUGGCCCUCCACAAGAUGUACCGCUGCAAGGACAAAGUGCACGCCAAGCUCCUGGCAACACUCAGGACCGGCAAACCAAAUGCCAAGCUGCUCCGGCAGCUCCGCAAGAAGAUGGCGUGGCGGCCGCCGGGCCGGCCGACGGUGAAGGGACUCCAGAAGCUCCUCAAAUCCAAGCCCAACACGACCAUCCUGACGUGCACCAGGCGGGGCGCUGCUGUGGUCAAUGCAACUGCUUUGAAGGCCCUUUUCCCGAAGUACCCUCCGCUUGCGACUUUGCCAGCUGACGUGGACUCCAAUCCGGAGAACUAUGUACAAGGCAAGCUGAAGCCACCCGCAGAGCUGGAGCCCUCCGCCAUGCCUGUCUACAAGGGCAUGCGGGUGUACUUGACCCGCAAUGUGCGGAAGGACGUCGACUUCGUCAACGGCAUGGAGGCCACGGUGCUGAAGUACGACGAAGGCACGGGCGGCCUCUUGGUGCGCACUGCCACCGGGUUCGUGGUCAGCGUCUGGCCGUGGACCGACCCGGAGAGGGGCGGCUUGGUCUACUACCCGGUCCGGCCGGGCUAUGCGUCCACCAUCCUGAAGUUCCAGGGCGCCGAGCUGCCUCACGUCGUCGUCUACCUGGAUGCCCCGAAGGUGCCUGCCGCGGCCUACACUGCCAUCAGUAGGGUCGGCUACUACAAGGACUUCCUGUUGGCGGGCAUCUUGACGGAGGAUCAUUUCACUCCAGCGAAGUGA